Heterotrigona itama is the source of this 3267-nucleotide messenger RNA. The record is from the annotation of a GenBank genome assembly. Lineage: Eukaryota; Metazoa; Arthropoda; Insecta; Hymenoptera; Apidae.
CCGUGAACGCCGGCCAUGUUCGUGAGUGUAGAAACGAAAUCCGAAGUGGCUUGGAAGGGAGUCCGCGUGUGCGCAGUGAAAACACCGAGAAGCGGCGAGAUGCGGCGUGCGGAAUUAGAGUGCACGCCGCGAGGUUCGUUCCCGAAAAGCACCGUAUAUCAAACUUCUUCAGCCAGGUAACCAACCGUGUGUAAUUGCAAUUUCGGUUUCGAUUGUACACGACGUACGAAGCAUACGACGUACGCAUCGUAGAGAAUGACAUGAGAUAAGAUGCUGGACAAGUGUCUUUCAUUGAUCUUCGUCCUCUGCUGCGUCCUGGCGGCUCCCAGCAGCGCGAAAGUCAACGUGGGAGGGCUGUUCGACACCGACGAUGGAAUCCAACGUACCUUCGAAUCCUCUAUAAAGCGAGUGAACCAAGAGCGACACGAGAACGACGAGUUCCCAGACGUGUUCCUCGUGGCCAAGUCCAACGAGGUCGACACGGAUCCGUUCAACGUGUCGCUAAUAGCGUGCGAAUUGAUGGAGGAAGGGGUGGCCGCCAUUUUCGGUCCCCACAAUAGGUUUACCUCGGAACAUGUGCAGAGUAUGUGCGAUACCAUGGAAAUGCCACACAUUUACGGCAGAUGGGAACACUCUCAAACUCGCGGCAAAGGAAUAAACUUAUUCCCGCAUGCGGGAACACUCUCCACGAUCUUUGACAAAAUUAUAACCGACUUUGAAUGGAAGGUUUUCGCAAUACUGUACGAAGGUACCGACAGUUUGUUCCGUACCCACCGACUGCUGGAGCGUUGGGACGCAAAGAGCCACGGGAUCUUCCUGUACCAUUUAGGCACCGGACCAAGUUACAGAAAAGUGAUGCGAGAGAUCAAAGACGAGGAGAUCGAGAACAUUCUUAUCGACUGUUCGAUUGACAUAUUGGAAGAGGUGCUGAAACAGGCGCAGCAAGUGGGCAUCAUGUCGGAGAAGAACAGAAUUAUCGUAACUUCCCUGGAUCUUCAAACGAUCGAUCUAGAACCGUACCAAUUUUCAGGGGUGAAUUUCACGGGGGUGCGUUUAAUCGAUCCUGACAAUCCGCUCGUUGCGAGCAUCGUCGAGACGCACAAGUACGAUUGGGGCUUGAACGAUCCGAGUCAAUUACGGGUCGAACCAGCGCUCAUGUACGACGCCGUGCAGCUUUUCGCCAGAGCUUUCAGCCGGCUGAGAUACACCAUUAAAGCCAACGUGAAGACGUUGCCUUGCAACGGCAGCAUAAGCUGGGAACACGGGUUCAGUCUGAAUAAUUUCAUGCGAGUCACCGAAAUGGAAGGAUUGACUGGCUUGAUCAAAUUCGACACGGCUGGAUUUCGCAGCGAUUUCCAGCUGGAUAUCGUGAAAGUGACGGAAAACGGACUGAAGAAGAUCGGGAUGUGGAACAGUACGAGCAACGUCGAGUGGCUGUUGGAAGCUCACGUUUCCAACUCCGACGCGGAGUUGACCUUGCAGAACAAAACGUUCAUCAUUCUGAUCGCCAUCAAUCAGCCGUACGGCAUGUUAAAGAGAUCAGCCGAUACGAUGUCAGGGAACGAUCGUUACGAAGGAUUCUGCAUUGAUAUUAUCCAGGAACUGAGCAAAAUGCUUGGCUUUAAUUACACGUUCGAAGUUCAGACGGACAACGUGUAUGGAUCGUACUCGAGGAAGGCGAAAAAAUGGACGGGGAUGCUUGGCAAAAUAAUCGCCGGUGAAUAAGUAUUUUGUAUCGAAAACCGACCAAAACACCGCCCAGCUUGUUCUCCUUCUUAUCGCCGUUUUCAGCCGAAGUUUGGUGGUACUUGAUCGGAUCUUAUAUAUUCGUGUCCGUGGUAUUAUUCAUCAUCGGCAGGAUGUGCCCCGCAGAGUGGAAUAAUCCGUAUCCAUGCAUCGAGGAGCCCGAGGAGCUUGAGAAUCAAUUCACCUUUAAGAAUUCUCUGUGGUUCACCAUCGGCAGUAUUAUGCAGCAGGGUUCCGAGAUCGCGCCCAUAGGGCUUUCGACGAGAAUGAUGGCUGCUUCGUGGUGGUUCUUCUGCUUGAUCAUGGUAUCAUCGUACACUGCCAAUUUAGCCGCGUUCUUGACCGUCGAGACGGUGGUUUCUCCUUUCUCAAACGUCGAGGAACUAGCGAAGAAGAAGACUAUCAAGUACGGCGCUAAACUAGGAGGGUCUACGUUGAUGUUCUUCAAAAAUUCUGCCCAUUCCAAGGAUUCCAACUACUCGACGUACAAGGAGAUGUACGAGUACAUGAAAGAGAACGCGGCGGACGUACUGCCACCUGACAACGACGUUGCCCUAACGAAAGUGCUGAGAGAGGACUACGCGUUUCUGAUGGAGUCCAGCUCUAUAGAAUACAUCAUUGAAAGAUACUGCAACGUGACGCAGAUCGGUGGACUGCUCGACGCCAAGGGUUACGGAGUUGCUAUGAAAAAGCAUUCGCCGUAUCGUCAUCCGUUGAACACUGCGGUGUUGAAGUUGCAACAAAGCGGCCUGGUAACCGAACUGAAGAAGAAAUGGUGGACGCAGAAACGCGGAGGUGGAACGUGCAGUUCCGAAGACAGUGGCCAGAGCCAGGCAGAGGAACUGGAUCUCGACAAUGUGGGUGGCGUGUUCUUAGUAUUAUCCGUAGGCGUUGCCGCCUCUUUCUUUUACACCGCGUUCGAGUUACUCUGGGAAGUUGGCUGCACGUCGCUGCGCGAAAACGUGUCCUUUAAAGAAGAGUUAAUGGCCGAACUGAAGUUUAUUAUAAAAUGCGAUAAUUCGCCUAAGCCGGUGAGAAAGCGGAAAGGAUCGUCGAACAGAAGCGGAGAGGACAGUACCAGGGGUUGCACACCGGUACGGAUUUAUACCGACGAUUAGAACGUCCAGUUCCGAUGAUAAAUGAGACAUAUGCGAACAUAGUAAAUGUGUUUGACACGUAUUUCUAGUCGAAUAGAGAAACUAAUCUAUAUUUUCUUACACUUUAAGUAAUAUAUACGUUAAGUCUUCGAAAAUAACUUUCAUCUGACUGUGACUGAAUUUUAUCUAAAAGCCGUAAGAAGAAAACACAGUUUGUAAUAGUUGAGCAAAUACAAAAUAUUCUUGGACAUUGCACGCUGUAAUAAUCGACUAGCGGUAUGCAAACUGCUGCGGGGUAAGUCGGUUCUUCAGGGUCAUCCGGCGCAAUCCCACGAAAUGCGUUAACUCGCCUUACGUUUCGAAUCCAACCAUUAAAACUUUGUUUUAUCCUUGAAUCGAUACAAAACACGAUUAAAAAACGAAC